Messenger RNA from Thamnophis sirtalis, 4727 nucleotides. The record is from RefSeq and is a predicted model, not a curated record. NCBI's taxonomy places the organism in Eukaryota, Metazoa, Chordata, Lepidosauria, Squamata, Natricidae.
AGCGAGCAAGGGGGAAGAUUCUUUCCGUCGGCAUCGCGUUAGAGUCCGCUUCGCUGGAGCAUCUGCGGAAACUCAGGCGCGCCGCUCCCGCCGCCUUCAUUGUCACACGCUGGUUGGGGAAUUCUGGGAGUUGAAGUCCACACAGUGUAAAGUUCUCUAGUUUGAAGAGAAGGAAAAAAAAAACCCCACUCGGGCUAAUCCGAAGAGGAAGCGACUCGCCGGGACUUCAUUGUCACCGACAGCAGCCGGAGCUGCUUCGAUGAUUACUUCCGGCCCCUCCCCUCGGUCAGGUCGCUGCUUCCUCCGCUUUGAAAGCUUGGAUUUUGCUGCAGUCGCUGCUGGCGCCGGUUUUAAAUAUGAACGCAGGCUUAUAAUAGGGAAGGGGAAACAAACGGCGGCAUUUCGUAUCCUCCCCUAGCCAAAGCUCGAAAAAGCUACUUAUUUCUUGUACAUUGAUGGUACUAGUGAUUACUUAAAGAUCCAUACACAGACAACAUAAAAGAUAAUGAAAGAUAAAGAUGUCAGCAUUCCCUAAACGGAAAAGAACUGCAACGAAACCAGACAUUUCAGAAGAUGAACUACCUUCCUUCCUUAAAUCAUCUUCAGAAUCAGAAGAUGAACAAGAUGAAGAGGAAUGGGAGCCCCAAAAGAAAGUCUCACGUAAGGCCAAAGUGCCAAAACCCAAAGUGCCAAGAGUUGAAAAAAAAUCAUUGACUAAGAAGAAAACUACUGUAGCUAAGAAAGGUACUAAGAAGCUAAUGAUAAAAGAGGAGCCGGACUCAUCUCUGCCUAUUGCCGUACCUGGAGGAACAGAAAAAAUGACAGAGGAAGAUGUCAAUGUGAAAUGUUCAACCAAAAAAACCCCAGUGAAGAAAGUUGGCAGCAUUAAAGUUGAACCUGGCUUGGUAAAUGCAGAUAAACCAUCCACAAGUGCUACAGUGUCUAAACAAAAAAUUAAGGUGGAAGAGUCUGAAGAAGAUUUUACAUUUGAUGAACCUCCCUUAAAAAAAAUUAAAACAGGAUGUCCGCAGGAGAAAUGUAUAAAAUAUGUGGCAGGUGACAAACUGAAUGGGGACCAUAAAAUGAACUGGGACAUUGUAGAGGUUUUGUCGCAAAGGACUGACAUUGAAGCAUGGGUGUGUGCCAAUAUAAUCAAGCUUUUCAAUGAUGAUAAUACAAUCCCUUUUAUUGUUCGGUAUCGGAAGGAACUUAUCAAUAAUCUGGAAGCUGAUGUGCUGCGUGAGGUGCAACAAAUAAUGGAAGAACUACAGACUUUAGCAAAAAAGGUGCAUGCCUCAAUACAAAAACUUGAAAAAGAAGGAAAGCUGUCAGAAAGUGUUUUAACUGCAUUAUUAAACUGUAAAACUUUGGAGCAGCUGGAUCAUGUGUAUGCACCCUAUAAAACUGGAAGCAAAGGAACUAAAGCACAAAGAGCUAAACAGUUGGGCUUGGAACAGGCAGCCAACUUGCUUAUUCAGAAUCCGAAGGAACUCAACUUACUCUUUUAUGUCAAGUCCAAUGUCGAAGGACUUUCCACGAUUGAGGAAGUAAAAUCUGGAGUGCAGCAUAUACUGGCUGACAUGGUUGCUAAAGAUAAAGACACCCUGGAUUUUAUCAGAAAUUUAUGUCAAAGAAGAUAUAUUUGCAUUCAGUCAUCUCUAGCAAAAGUGACUUCUAAAAACGUCAAUGAAAAAAAUGUGAACAAAUUUCAUUUGUACCAAAAUUUUUCUUGCAACAUAAAAAGCAUUCACCAUCACCAGAUCCUGGCUAUUAACCGAGGAGAGAAUCUGAAAAUCUUGAAAGUAAAGGUCAACGUUCCUGAUGGAGUGAAAAAUGAAUUUUCUAGGUGGUGUGUAAAUGAAAGAUGGAGACCGAAGGCCUUUGCCAACCCUGAAUUAAUGGAACUACUGCGCUACUCAAUAGAAGAUUCAUAUAAGCGUCUUAUUUAUCCCCUGCUCUGCAGAGAAUUCAGAUCAAAACUAACUUCAGAUGCUGAAAAGGAAUCAGUAAUGAUGUUUGGAAGGAAUCUUCGUCAGUUGCUUCUAACAAGCCCUGUGAGAGGGCGAACAAUGAUGGGAGUUGAUCCUGGGUAUAAACAUGGCUGCAAGCUAGCAAUUAUUUCACCAACCAGUCAGAUACUCCAUACAGAUAUUGUCUAUUUGCAUUCUGGUAAAGGAAUUCACGAAGCUGAGAAGAUCCGGAGACUUCUGUUGGAUCACAACUGUGUCACUAUUGUGAUUGGCAAUGGAACAGCUUGUAGGGAAACUGAAGCUUAUUUUGCUGAUUUAAUUAUGAAGAAAUACUUCGCACCUUUGGAUGUCACUUACUGCAUUACCAAUGAAGCAGGAGCCUCCAUAUACAGUGUUAGUCCAGAAGCUUGUAAAGAGAUGCCUGAUUUAGAUCCUAACCUACGAAGUGCAGUUUCCAUUGCAAGACGUGUACAAGAUCCCUUAGCUGAGCUAGUGAAAAUUGAGCCCAAACAUAUUGGAAUUGGAAUGUACCAGCAUGAUGUAUCUCAGACACUACUCAAAGCAACCCUGGACAGUGUGGUGGAGGAAUGUGUCAGCUUUGUAGGAGUCGAUAUUAACAUCUGCUCAGAAACUUUAUUAAGACAUAUUGCAGGACUUAAUGCCAACAGGGCUAAAAAUAUCAUUGAAUGGCGAGAGAAAAAUGGACCAUUUAUCAGUCGGGAACAGCUUAAAGAUGUCAAAGGAUUGGGCCCAAAAUCCUUUCAACAAUGUGCUGGCUUUAUCAGGAUCAAUCAAGAAUACAUCAGAUCAUUCUGCAGUGAGCUUGCAGCUGGGAGUCAUAAAGCAGUCACAAAUGAGAAACGGUGUAAAAAGAAAACUAAAGCUGCAGCAAAUGUCAUUCAGCAGCCAAAUCCUUUGGAUCAAACAUGUAUCCACCCUGAAUCAUAUGCUAUUGCAAUGAGGUUUUUAACACUUGUUGGAGAAAGUCAGUGCAAUAUAGGAAAGUCAAACAUGCAGCAGAAAGUGAAUUCAAUAAUUGAAAGAGAAGGGAUGGAUGGAAUUACUAAAAAAUUGAAUACAACGGAACAAACUCUACAAAUAAUAAUUGAUGGGUUGACUCAGCCAGAAAGUUUUGACAUUCGGAAAGAUUUUGAUCAACCUGAUUUCAAAAAAAGCAUUGUUUGUCCUGAAGAUUUAAGAGUUGGAACUAUUCUCACAGGAAGAGUUGAAAAUGCUACUCUCUUUGGAGUUUUUGUUGACAUUGGAGUUGGUAAAGCAGGAUUAAUUCCAAUUCGUAGCAUAACAGAAGACAAACUUUCAAAAGCGAAGAAAAGAAGAAGUCUUGGUCUUGGUCCGGGAGAAAAAGUUGAAGUCCGAGUGCGUGAAAUUGAUCUUCCACGGUCCAGAAUAAGUUUAGAGUUGAUUCGUGUAUUGUGAGCAAUUUGUAGACAUUUUUCAUAGUAAGGGCUACAAUCUCAACAUUGAUGAGCAUAUAGUAUAAAAAGGAGGAGCAAGUUAGAAUCUUCAUUCAAACUACAGCUAAAAGGGCAUGUUAGUUAUUGACAAAAAAAAAGCAAAAAAGAUCUAGUUGUAUGAAUGACUGUAAUCAUCUAGGGUGCAAAGGCUAUCAACUUAGCUAUAGCUGUUUGUAGUGGUUUUUUACAACAGUUGUGAAAAUCACUUAUUUCUUAACAUCCAGCCUUUGGCUUCCAUGAAACUUACUAAAAGAUAGAAGACUUUCAUAGGCAUUUGUGAAACACGUAUAUGGGUUAAUAAGUGCCUGAAACAAACCAUCAUUCCUCAAGCAAACGAAACAAUUAAAUCUCACUAAUUAAAAUGAUCCAGUCAAGCUUUAACCUACUACAUUUUAUCAAGAGCGUACUUGAUUUCUAGGAUUUUUUUUAAACUCCUAUUUCCAUAGUUGUACAUUUCAAAUUUAAUUUUAAAAAGUAACAAAAAUAUAUUCCGAUGUUUAAGUGAGUAUUAUGAAACUUUGUAUCUCCAAUUGUGGUUUACAAUUUUGUUAUGAUAGUUCAGACUAUUUUCCACAUCCACAAUCUUUCAUUCUUACUAUGUAAAAAGUCAUAUUAGAAAAAAUAUUUGAUCUGAAAUUCUCUAUGGUAAACUUGUGCCUGGGCUGUAUAAAACAUUCUCUGCCUAUAAGAAUGUCAGAAAAAAAUAAUUCCUUGCUCUUUCCGUAGCAGCUUUAAUUUUCUAUGAGGAAGGAUUUUGUCUGCACAAAGGAAUAUUCAGCCAUCUUAUUCCAUUACUAUAAUAUGAAAUAAUGCAGGCCUGACCUAGUUUUUUUAAUAAAAUUGUUUAAAUUUCAAGGGUAACUUGAGCAAUUAACUCCAGCUCUUACCUUAUGUGUAAAAUUUUAUUAGCUUCCAUGUAACUAUUGUCCAUUUUUUUUAUAGAGAGAAUUUGUCCUUUCCUUUGCAGUCUCACCUCAGUAGUAUGGAUCUGUUCCUAAAAAUGUUUUUUUUAAAGGUUUUAAUUUACACUUAUUUUACUUUUUGCUAGCUGACCUUUUUUAAAAGAGAAUAGUAAUUAUGGAAAGCAAGUUUGUUUAAAUCCCAAAUUACAGGGAGUGUUAUAUUAUCUCAACCUGGAAAAAAUUGUUAACAGCAGGUACUGAUUUUUUAUAUAUGAAUUGAGUUACACAAUACAUUGUAAUUUUGAUAAACAGCAUUUUCAUUUAGAAGAACAUUGAUCAAUGUUUCCUUGAAAAACAUGUUUAUUAAAAAAUUCAUUUGC